UCAUGUCAUUUAUAAAUGUCAUUGUCAACUAAAAUUAUAAACAACUCAAAACAUGGCGAGUGAAUCAGAUGAUUUUGUUAAAAAUUUAGAAAAUCUGAAAUCCAAUGUGAGGAAGUCUUUUGCUCGUCUAUAUGCAGCGCUAAAGGCAAGGGAACUGAAAACGUUGAGACAACUAGACGCUAUAAGUAAACAAUGCGAAGAUGACAAAGACUUGAAGAGAAAUUGUGUUCAAAACAUUGAAAUACGAUUCACAAAUGAGGUGACGCUUUUAGAUAAUAUUAAUGAUUACGGUGUAAUUGAUUUGGAGAAGCUGAAUUUUGAUAGUAGCACUUUUAUAUUAGAAGACUAUGUAAGUCCAAAUGAUGAUCACAUGUACUGUUACAAAACAAUUGAAGAUGUGACCAAGGAUGAGGAUAUGGAACAGUUGGAAGCUAUAGAAGAGGCUGCUUUGAAAGAGGUUACUAGGACCGAUAAUUGUGUAUGUUACGUUAAUUUAAAAAAUGAGGAUAUAUCAAAGAAAUUUAGAGAUUUAAAUCCAAGUCCACCUCCAUUGCGAACCUGUGAUGUUAGUGUAAAUUUUAGUGAAAAUAUUGAAACUGAGAGUUCCGAAAAUAUAACAGAGGAAGAUAAGAGUGAUAGUUGUUCUGAGGAGGUGAAAAAAAUAAAUCCUACUGAUGAUUGGUUGAACUCUAUCAAGAAUCAAACAGAGACCGAGCCCGCACAAGCUGACGCUAUGGAGCACAGUACUAUUACUUGCUCUUAGUUAAGCAUUUAUAGCAGUUUUACUUAAAUGUACUUAAUAUAAUUUUAAUAAAGUUUUAUAUUUUAAUCAACAGA
Amyelois transitella is the source of this 837-nucleotide messenger RNA. RefSeq lists its product as uncharacterized. The record is from RefSeq and is a predicted model, not a curated record. NCBI's taxonomy places the organism in Eukaryota, Metazoa, Arthropoda, Insecta, Lepidoptera, Pyralidae. Bases 53 to 763 code for a protein of 236 amino acids. The transcript is spliced from 2 exons.